UGUUUUCAGUAUAAAUUAAAUAAAUAGAACUAUUAUAUUAUCGCUAUGUAAAAAAUAUUUUGCAAGCAAUCUAGAGAUAAAUACUACUACUAAUUACCACCGUAAUACUUUGCUGGAGAAAGAAAGAGAGAGAGAAUACUAAAACGUAAAAAAAAAUGAUCUGAUCCUCCUCUGUCCUCUCCGAAAAAGCAGGCUUUGCCGAAAAUGGCAUUAGCAGCAUCCUUAUGCUGUUCUCGUGUCUGCUUUGAUGCCCACAUCUCUAACUUUAAUCCAAUCAAACUCAAGCACAAACACAAAUGCUCCAACUUUCCUCUUCUGAUGAUACUCCAUGAUGACGCCAAAUCCUCGCGCCAGCUUCCCCUCACUCCCACUUCCAACAAAAAGUCCUUACUUCUAGGCUUUUCUGCCUCAACCCUCGUGUUUCUGGGCCUGGGUCUUUGCAUUUGCUCCUCCGCUUCCGCUCUUAGGUCGCUGCCCCGCCACUCGCUUCAACUUCACCUUCCAAAAGAUCAACGAGUGGAGAACAAGUCAGCGCCAGCAGCAGCAGAAGAAGAAGAAGAAGAAGAAGAGAAAUUGGAAGCAGCUUUUGAGAUUUGGAAGUCUAAAUCUUUUGCUCUCUCCGUUCCUCUCUCCAUCGUUGCUCUUCAGGGCUCCAUGCCUCCCUCCUGGCCCAAAGAUUUCAUCUCCUCUCAAUCCAGGCGCUUAAAGUUCCAAACCAAAUUCCGUCCUACACUUGAAGAUAUAUUUGCUCAUCUAUGCAAGCCCUUUACCAAAGCCAACGCAAAUAUUGCGCCUUCAUCUGCCUUAGCUGCUGAUAUUGUCACCAUCGGUGACUCCUGGCUCCCUUUUGCCGUUAGAAAGGCUAUUAUUGAACCCAUUACAGCUGCUGAGCACCAGGAUUGGUUUAAGGAUUUAGGUCACAAAUGGAAGGUCUAUCUACGCCGGAACCUUAAUGGGGAUAUUGAUCCCCAAGGUCAGAUAUGGGCUGCACCCUAUCGAUGGGGUACCAUGGUCAUAGCAUACAAGAAAACCAAAUUUCAAAAGCAUAAAUUGGCUCCUAUAAAGGAUUGGGCAGAUUUAUGGCGGCCUGAACUUGCGGGAAGAAUUUCAAUGGUGAAUUCCCCUAGAGAGGUUGUUGGUGCGGUUUUGAAGUACAUGGGUGCAUCAUACAACACAACAGACAUUGACUUGCAAGUUGCUGGUGGGAGGAAUGCUGUCCAGCAGAAUCUGUUAUUACUUGCAAGACAGGUUUUAUUAUUCGACAGUGUGCACUAUCUCAAAGCAUUUUCAGUGGGAGACGUCUGGGUGGCUGUUGGGUGGAGUAGUGAUGUUCUUCCAGUUGCAAAGCGUAUGUCAAAUGUUGCAGUUAUUGUUCCCAAGUCUGGGGCUAGCUUAUGGGCUGAUCUAUGGGUAAUCCCAGCUGCCUCCAGACUUGAAACAAACCGUAUUGGCGGUCGAGUCAGAGGUCCCUCUCCACUAAUCCAUCAAUGGGUGGAGUUCUGUUUACAGACUGCAAGAACCCUCCCUUUCAAGCAAGGUGUGAUUGGUGGUGCAUCGCCCUCUGCCUUGGAGAGUACACCUGUCAAAAUGCCGGAAGAGUUCACCAAGGGUAAACCAAAGCUAGAAACAAACCUAAUUGCUGGAGUGCCACCACCUGAAAUAUUGGAAAGGUGUGAGUUCUUGGAGCCAUUAUCUGAUAUAGCAUUGUUGGAUUAUCAAUGGCUCAUCGAUAACAUGCCCAAAUCUGGCGCCGGUUUUAUGCACAUGAUAGAGUGUAUCUCAUCAAUUGUUCGAAAGUUAGGGCUGAAAUUAACCUAGAUUUAGGUUUUGUAGAUAGAGAAGUGUCAUGUAGCUGUCAUUUAUAACAUUGAAGUCAUACAAUGCCGAUUUCAAGCGGGAGUUCAUUUGGGUCAUGGUACUAGAACUGCAUGUUUUUUAUCAGAAGCUUGUGAUUUUCUCCAUUAAUUUGUAAAUCUCAGAUAAAUGCUCAGCGGGGCCUUCUUAAUAAAUCUUAAUAGCACCAAAUUGAACCUUUUGUCGAGUUAGCUG
Messenger RNA from Durio zibethinus, 2049 nucleotides. Its product is annotated as putrescine-binding periplasmic protein-like protein. NCBI's taxonomy places the organism in Eukaryota, Viridiplantae, Streptophyta, Magnoliopsida, Malvales, Malvaceae. Gene Ontology annotation, biological process: polyamine transport. Gene Ontology annotation, molecular function: polyamine binding. The record is from RefSeq and is a predicted model, not a curated record. Gene Ontology annotation, cellular component: periplasmic space.